This is a messenger RNA of Apis florea (little honeybee), 2573 nucleotides long. RefSeq lists its product as uncharacterized. The record is from RefSeq and is a predicted model, not a curated record. NCBI's taxonomy places the organism in Eukaryota, Metazoa, Arthropoda, Insecta, Hymenoptera, Apidae.
GCGAUCAAUAUUAAGUCAUGAGUCAUAAAAUUUUAUGAAACGAUAAAUCUGUAUUCUGUAUGUCGAGUAUGUAUACACAAUAUGUACAAUCGUAAUAUAAAAGUACCAUGAAUCGGUGUAUUACUGUUUGUCACUAACAAACCCAUUCUUCGUUAAUCAACUCAACACCUCUGUUAUACCGACAAUUCCAAGGAAUUCAAGAAAGGUAAGUAAAACUGUAUUGAUCGCGGGAUACGCAUGCGUAUGCGCUAAUAGGAUCACAUGGAGAGGCAAUGCAAGUCGAAUAAACCAUCCAGUGCAAGCAACUGUGCUCUACGUUUCGUAUAUACGUCUCUAAAGUUAAGUAGUCGCGGUUCAGAGAACUGUUCGUGAUCAGACACGUGUUUCCAAGUGAUCGUAAGGAGAAUCAGAUUGGAUCAGGAAAUUUAAUCCGUCCACUUCUUCGAACGAAGAUGGUGGAUGUAACGACGGCUCCAUCCACCGGUGGAGUAUCACUAAUUGGACGCACCAGAGGUGCACUCAGAUCUGUCAAGUCUGCAUUAGGAGGAAGUGGAGAAUAUCUUCAGGGUUUGGGUAGCAGAAUAGGAUCUGUUCUGAGUAGCAGUUUAGAAGAAAGUGAAUUGACCACGACGCCGUCGACACCACCCUCUUCGCCACAAGCACCACCUCAGACUACCAAACCGGAAGAAGAACAAUUUGCUAGAAGGAAAUUAAGGCUUCCGAAAUUUGGAGCAGGUUUAUCGUAUGAAGAUUACGAAGCGAUAGCAAGGCAUAAACUAGAGCGCCAAGGUAGCACUAAUACUUCAAGGUGCAUGAGAAAAUAUCCUCCGGGUAUGACCUAUGAGGAAAUAGCUUCGUCGAGAUCGGCUGGAAUUAAAAGACAAGAAAGUAAAAUCGAGGAAGAUGACAGCCCUGACAGAGACAGUCAAGAAAGUAUAGAACCUCUUCAGGAAAAAGAUCUUAAAGCUACAGGACCUGAUCCCUUUGAUAAAUUGAAUUAUAGAACAGCAAGGGCCCCGACCCGCUAUCAGACGGUCGUUUUUCGUUUAGAAAUGCCUAGCAGCGAUUCGACGAGCGAUCAAGAUGGAUACGGACCCAGCACAAGUUUAGAUUCGAACAUGGAUGGUCGUAAAUUAUGGCAUAGAUCAGAUUCAUCGGGAUCCGUUCAAUCUUGGGCUUCCAGUUUAUCAGCAGAUAGUCAAUCCGAAGAGGCUGCUGCAGAUUUUAUGAAGUCCUUUGUACCUCUUUUAUUCGAUGCUCCGAAUACUAUUGAUCAGGAACAGAAAGCAAACUUCGGUCAAAUGGUUCUUACAGAAUCCGGUAGAAUAUGGUUCUCCAGAGUGGUGAAUACAAGGAGAGCACGGCCUUGUGUAACAGAAGCAUCUUUCUAUUCUUUGGCGCAACACUUUGCAGUCGCGCUUUUCGAAUGUCACGAAGCAGAUGAUUUUGCUCCUGCCAAAAGUCUCAUGAAUAUGUGUUUCACUUUUUACCACGAAGUCGAAGUACCAGGAUUAGAGCCAUAUAGAGAAUAUUUAUACACACAUUUACGAAUACAACCGAUAUGGACAUCAAUGAGAUUUUGGACAGCAGCUUUCUUUGAUGCGGUACAAUGCGAAAGAGCUUCAAGGCCAGUUCCUCCCAGACCUAAAUCUUUGGAUCAAGAGGCUAAUGCUGCUGAGGAUCGAAAGUUUCAAGCCAAUAUUGUUUUUGGACAAUUAGGGACUUUCACGUGUAACAUGCACGCGUUUGGCCUAUCACGUACUCUGUGCCUAGAAUUUCUUAGGAAACAAUGUGUAAUUGCAAAUCUGACGAAAGAUCAAGAAAAAAUGUUGCGCGACAACAUAGAGAGAAUGUAUGACGAAACCGAACCCUGGCGGUAGUUUCGCUUAUCAUAAAUCCAACGAUUCAUGGAAAUAUUUUGUUAAAAAGUUAUAAAUUUACCGAAUUAGAAUUCGCAAAAUUGUUGCGAAUUUGUCAAUUAAAAUAUCAAGUUCAGUGAAGUAUGAAAAGAGAAAGAGUCAAUUUUAUUGAACAACAAACAUUGAAAUAAACAUGGUUGUGACACCAUUUGGUAAUUGAGUUAAAUAAUAUAAAUUGAGGAUAAUGAAUUUAAGAUGAAAACUGUUCCUAUUUGAUUAAACAAGUUUAUACAAAUCGAAAAUGAAAAUCACUAUCAAAUUAUAUCAAAACGUUAAAUUAUGAUUUGUUGUAAUUCAAGUAAUUUAUUACAUUCGAACUUUCAUCAUUAAAAUUCUAUUCGUAAUUUUAUUUUUCGAAAUUAAAUUUACGAAUUUCUCAAUUUAAUUCGGAUAAUAUAUAGAGAUUUUAUAAAUUCGAGAAUUAUAUUUCUACAUUAAUAUCGAAAUGAAAAAGAUUGUUGAAUUUGCUUAAUUUAUUUACGAAAAUUUCAUGUCGAAAUCGAAUUUAAAUUAUAAGGAUAAACGGACAAUAAAUUUCAUAAAACAAAUUCGUGUGAUAUUGGCAAUCGGUUUUCAGCGGUAACUGAAGCCUACUAUUUAAUAUAUAUUUCUGUACACGAUGAAAAUAAAUUUUCUGAACGUUAAAAAUGAUUG